Megalobrama amblycephala (Wuchang bream) is the source of this 3243-nucleotide messenger RNA. RefSeq names its product Na(+)/H(+) exchange regulatory cofactor NHE-RF2. The coding region runs from base 723 to 1799 and encodes 358 amino acids. The record is from RefSeq and is a predicted model, not a curated record. Gene Ontology annotation, molecular function: signaling receptor binding; protein-membrane adaptor activity. Gene Ontology annotation, biological process: protein localization to plasma membrane. The transcript has 6 exons. Lineage: Eukaryota; Metazoa; Chordata; Actinopteri; Cypriniformes; Xenocyprididae. Gene Ontology annotation, cellular component: apical plasma membrane.
ACAACACGCGCAGCACUUGGCUAUAUCAUCGCAAUGCAAUACAGCUAUAUUUUUAAUGUCGAUACAUCACAAAACCUUGUUUUGUUCUAAACGUUAUUUAUGUUUUCUGAGGUAACAACGCUUGGUCGUGACAGAUGCUGCUUGUCGAAAAUUAUUUUUACCUUUACGUUGACUUACGAGACCUCAAAUUCCUUCAAAUGCCAAAAUAUCAAUUAUCGAGUAAGAAGCAGUGUUUUUAGCACACAAUAAAAGUUGGUGUCCAUGUUUUCUUGUUAAAGUCGAAGUUUACACAUAUAUUCUUUGUGUGUAAGGCUGUAAGCACUGAUGUAAGGCUCUUUCGCCACAUUUCUGCUGUUAUGGGCGGUCUUAUUCACGCCACAGCACAGUUUGUCAGUGGACAGCAGCGGCACCAGUUGCGUUUCUCUCUCUCCGUGGGCAGAAUGUCUCAUGGAGGAGUUUUGGAUGCGCCCAUGAACAUCCACAGGUAGUUACACAGUCACCACUUUGGCAUUUUUCUUGCAGAGGCAUUUUUUUCUGCUGUUUUUGUUGUUAUUGUCUUGCAUGCACAUUGUUGUCAGUACACUGCGGACUGUGCACUAGACCAAACAGAACCGACAGCGAUGCUUGCUUAUAAACAUUUGCGGAUGCUUUAGUUUUUGCAGAAUAUAACGCUAAGUUGGAUUUUAUUGCAAGUUUGGAUGUGAAGACAAAAGCGAAAUACAAUGGCAAGUGAUUUGAAGCCUCGGUUGUGUGUAAUGAAGAAAGGAGAGAACGGCUACGGGUUUCAUCUGCACGGAGAGAAAGGAAAAACCGGACAGUACAUACGGAAAGUGGAACGCGCGUCCCCGGCUGAGGCAUCGGGGCUGCGCGCGGGUGACCGUGUGGUGGAGGUGAACGGCGAGAACGUGGAGAGAGAGACACACCAUCAGGUGGUGCAACGGAUCAAAGCCGUGGAACAUGAGACCAGACUGCUGGUGGUUGACCGGGAGACUGACGAGUACUUCCGCAGCCUGCGUCUCACCUGCACGGAGGAAAUGGCCAUCCGAACGAGCCCUGCAGCCACGACCCCGUCACCCUCUCCGUCCACCAGUAAACAGGGCAAUGGAUCAGUGUCCAAACGAAGUGAGAUCUCCAAACCCAUCAGGAAACCUCCAUCACGAGCUCCUAAGAAGGAGGUUCAGCCCUCACCAGAGUCCUCGACAAGGGAUCCAUCUGAGCUUCUACCGAGACUGUGUCACCUGGUUCGGUCUGAGGCGGGUUACGGCUUUAAUCUCCACAGCGAGAAGUCCAGACCGGGCCAGUACAUACGGGCUCUGGACCCCGGCUCGCCCGCUGACCGCGCUGGACUCAAACCACAGGACAGACUCAUAGAGGUGAAUGGAGUGAACAUUGAAAGCAUGAGACAUGCUGAAGUCGUGGCCUUCAUCAAGACCGGAGGUAACGAGACGCGUUUACUAGUGGUGGAUCCAGAUACAGAUGAGCACUUCAAAAAGUUGGGCAUCACCCCCACCAGUAUCCAUGUCAAAGAUUUUGACGAGUCCAUAACUAACGGCUCCAAUAGCCCACACGUGAACGGGACGUCCUCACGAUCCACAUACUCAGACGGCAGCAGUCAGGACACAAACAUACAGUUCUCGAGGGAGAGCAGCAGCCAUCUUCUCGACCCGUUUGAAGAAAUAGGUCUGUGUUUGAGCCCCACGGCGGCUGAGGCUAAAGAGAAAGCCCACGCCAAGCGCGCUAGAAAGAGAGCGCCCCAGAUGGACUGGAACAAGAAGCAUGAGAUUUUUAGCAAUUUCUGAACCUGCUUCCCAGACCCCAGAGACGCCCCCCCCCUACAUUUGUUGCAUUCAACGCCCUGGACACUUGACUGCUUUUGAUGAAAAAAGAAGCACCUAUUUUUGUAGAAAAUGAAAACUUGAACCAUAAAAAGUUCACCCGGAGGGGAUAAUGUAAGUUACACAAUAGGGUUUCUGUCUUAUAAAUGGCUAAGAAAGUCAGCAGAGGGCAAAGCGACGGCAUAGAGGGAUUUCUGCGCCAUUUUGUUUUCAUGCUGUUUAUUCGGCCUCUUCUACAUACAGGUAGUAGGUUAACAGUAACGUAUACAAUGGAAUAUCAAAAGCCAAACGAGACUGCAUAUGGACUAGCAUAAGAACUGUGAACUCGACGGAACAAAAUCAUCUUAUCCCAUUUAGAAGAACUAAAAUAAUGAAGCUCGUUUUAUGUCGUGCAUGUUUUAUGUGAAUCACCAGUGAAUGAGAAUUGUACUUUUGCCAAAGACACAACCUAUAAUCAGCCAGAUCAGCUGAUGUCUUAUGCUUUUGGAUUGUUUUGAAGGGACGAACCACUGUUGGAUAUCAAGGAGAAAGUGUCUCGGAGUUGCAAAGAUUGUAAAAAGAAAGAAAAAACUGGAGUGACCCAGAAAGGGGAUUGUGCAGGGAAUUGCACAUCUCUUCCUCAACACUAGAGGGCGCAGUUAACGCACUCUUGGUCAUUAUGAAAGAAUUUAGUGGAAACAUGUUCCACCACCAGAGGGAGCAUCAUAACACACGCUACUGUCUUACAGCUCAUUUGACUGCAAGAGGGUUGAAACGUUUGCAUUGAACAAGUGCAGAGUUGCAAGAUAUGCCACAAACAGUCUUUGCUGAAUUUACAGUAUAUUGUCUACUGUUGCAUUCUGGGACGUGGAUGGAUACUGACAGACAGAUGGCAUGCAAGAAACCGAAUCGGUUUAGGAAGAAAAGCAAAUCUAAAGUAAUAAACCUCGUAAAACGAUAAAGAGUAACGUACAUCUUAUCUAUACAGAGUUUGAGGAACAGAUCUAACAGUAUUGAUGCUGUGAGUGUCACUGAACUUUGUGCAUAAAGACAGCUGGAUUUACACAUUACACUGACCCUCAAACUCAUCUCAGACAUGACUGCUUGAGCUGGAGGAUCCCACCUUUAUUUUGGUAGUCAAUAAUGCAGACAAUCAUAAAAGCUUUUAAGAGAGCGCUAUAUGCAUUUACUGCACACAUAUUGUGAUAUAUAGCAUCAGCAUUACUAUUAUUCAUCUUAAUAAUUCAUGAUACAUUCCAUGUUUGCAAUUUAGUAUUAAUGUAGUCAAGUAGUCUCUGUUUUUUUUUUUUUUCUUUUCUGUUGCUCCCCUAUGCCGCCAUUGAGCACUAAUGGGAAAUCAUUUCCUAUCAGAAAUAUUCAUAUUAGUAUUAUUUUUUUCAAUAAAGUGUGACAAUCACAUUCUGAAUAA